This is a messenger RNA of Nicotiana tabacum (common tobacco), 357 nucleotides long. NCBI's taxonomy places the organism in Eukaryota, Viridiplantae, Streptophyta, Magnoliopsida, Solanales, Solanaceae. The record is from RefSeq and is a predicted model, not a curated record.
AUGGCUGCUUGUUCAAUCCUCUUCUUGAUCAUAGCGUUGUCCUUAUCGAGCAUCACUACAAGUCGUGCUGCUCGUAGCCUACUGCAACUUCCAAACUUGCCUACAGUACCGUCAUUACUUCAGCCAACAAUGCCACAGUUGCCUAAAAUUCCCAACUUGCCAACAGCAGCCACAUUGCCACCAUUGCCAACACUUCCAACAGCUACACCAUUGCCUUCUUUGCCGACUUUGCCCUCUGUACCAAAGAUGACUCUACCACCAAUGCCUGCCAAUAUUCCUAUUCCAAACAUGCCUUCACUUCCAACCAUUCCCACUAUUCCAACCAUUCCUACACUUUCACCUCCUCCAUCUAACUAG